Molecule: messenger RNA, 592 nt
Organism: Polistes canadensis
Lineage: Eukaryota; Metazoa; Arthropoda; Insecta; Hymenoptera; Vespidae
Product: histone H2B-like
Exons: 1
Coding region: 47-418 (123 amino acids)
Cellular component (GO): nucleosome
Molecular function (GO): protein heterodimerization activity; structural constituent of chromatin; DNA binding
Source: RefSeq, a predicted model, not a curated record
GGUAUUAGAAGUUUCGAUUACGAACGAAAAAACUAAUAAUCUCAUCAUGCCUCCUAAAGCUAGUGGAAAAGCUGUGAAAAAGGCUGGUAAAGCUCAGAAAAAUAUCAGUAAAACUGAUAAGAAGAAGAAGCGUAAGAGGAAGGAAAGCUACGCUAUCUAUAUUUACAAAGUGCUCAAACAAGUACAUCCGGAUACUGGAAUUUCUAGUAAAGCUAUGAGUAUCAUGAAUAGUUUCGUCAACGACGUUUUCGAACGCAUUGCAGCGGAAGCUUCAAGAUUGGCUCACUACAACAAACGUUCAACAAUCACUUCUCGGGAAAUUCAAACUGCGGUGCGUUUGUUACUACCUGGUGAGCUCGCUAAACACGCUGUUAGUGAAGGUACUAAAGCUGUGACUAAAUAUACGAGCUCAAAGUAAUUGAUAUCAAUCAACCUUUUAACCCCGGCCCUUUUUAGGGCCACCAAAAAUUUUAAUACGUUGAAUUAACUAAAGAUUCAGCAUAUCAUAAGCUAAUAAACCUAUUGGAUUGUUACAAAUAAAUUUAUUUAUUGAAUAAAUAAUGUUCAAGUAAUAGAUUAGUAAAUAUCAAGA